UUCGAUUUGUACCAAAAUGGCGAAUGUUGCUGCACUCUUCAGAAUAAUGACACCAGAAAUGGGUUGAAUUGGGGACCUUCUAGUUGAAAUGGUGGAUGUAAAUAAUGUGGAUAAUGGCCUUGGAUUUGGCCACAAUGAUUUCCACCAUCAUAUCGUGGACGCUUCCAAUGAAAUCGCUUUCCUCAGUGAUGACGAGACCGAUAUUCCGUUUUUCACCCGGGUGGAAUCUGAUCAAAUAAUUUAUCAACCCAGGAAAAAGAGGGCAAAGUUGAUUGGAAAAUAUCUCUUAGGAGAUGUGCUUGGGGAAGGGUCUUAUGCUAAGGUCAAAGAGGUGCUAGAUACAGAGACAUUGCGUAGGCUAGCUGUCAAAAUAUUGAAAAAAAAGAAGCUGCGGAAAAUCCCGAAUGGAGAACAGAAUGUUCAAAGAGAAAUCCGGCUGCUGAAGAGAUUAUCUCAUAAACAUGUGAUAGAGUUGGUUGAUGUUCUAUACAACGAGGAGAAGCAGAAGAUGUACAUGGUGAUGGAGAUAUGUGUGGCUGUUCUUCAGGAUAUGUUGGACAGUGUACCUGAAAAAAAGUUUCCAUUGUGGCAAGCACAUGAUUACUUCUUACAGCUGAUAGCUGGUCUUGAAUACUUACACAGUCAGGGUAUUGUGCAUAAAGAUAUCAAACCAGGAAAUCUGCUGCUUACUACUGAUGAGACAUUGAAAAUUUCAGACCUAGGUGUUGCAGAGGCUUUAGACAUGUUUCAAGUUGAUGACACUUGUAAGACAAGCCAGGGGUCCCCCGCCUUCCAGCCACCAGAGAUUGCUAAUGGUGACUCAUAUUUUGCUGGUUUCAAGGUGGAUGUAUGGUCGGCUGGUGUCACAUUGUAUAACUUUAUCACUGGAAAGUAUCCAUUUCAAGGUGAAAAUAUUUACAAGCUGUUUGAAAGCAUAGGAAAAGGGGAUUAUGAAAUACCACCAGAGGUUGGAGAGCUUUUGGCUUCAUUGCUCAGAGGAAUGUUAGCAUAUAACCCUAAGAAGCGGAUGACUAUUCAGCAGAUAAAAGAACAUGACUGGUUUAGAAAGGAACAUGAGCCGACAUCGGAAUUUGUCCCGCUAAAUUACCGUCCGUCCGAGGAACACCCUGGGAGUGAGGUUUGUGGAAUGACUGUGAUACCGUAUGUGGAAGACUUGCAUCGAUGUUCAACCCCGAGUGAUGAAGAUUGGGAAGAGGAGGAUUAUUAUGUGGAGCGGCAGGAAGGUGAAGGCGAUGUGAUCACAAUGGAGGAUGAAACAGUUAAGCGAGAGCGAGUAGGAAGUGUCAAAAAAGAGAAGAAGAGUCGUAUAGCUGUUAGGAAAUUCAGUUUGAACCUCUGCAAACAAUCUUGACCCGGGUUAGGGUCUAGACUGAGACUCAGUGUUGUGCUGAUUCACAGUGUGUCACUAUAUGACAGUCAGAUUCACUGAAGGCCAAGCUUAAACUGUUGAGCAUUGGUGGUAAUAUUUCUUGGUUUGAUUAGUUUGAAAUCAAUUUGGGGACUAAUCCUAGCUGGGCAAAACAAAUCCAGACAAAAAUCUAUUUGACCAUAUCACAGUGUUAGUCAUCUUUCCUGAGACAUAGCACACUUUUAUCUCUUUAAUAGUGUCCACUUUUCGAUAUCAUUUGAUCGAACAGAACAAGUCAUUUUUGAGAGUGUGUUUGAAACAGAUAACCAGAGGAUGAAGUAUUACCAUCAACUUUGACGUUUUAUGGCUUAAGAGAUGUAUAUGUGUCAGGUGAUCAGUUUGACCAUAUUGUUACCCUUUUCCCUUGUUAGUGACUGUUGAUUGUGUGUAAAACUGGUACUUGUAUAGGGCAGCCGGGAUGCUCUGAGCCAGUGGACUAUGUAUCAUAUAAUCUUCAGUAUAACUUUAUGGGGAUCCAUGUAUAAUUGAAAAUGUUUGCACAAUUUUGAUUGAUAAUAGCGCCUCUCCCAGUCGGAUGUCAUUGGGGUUGGUUUGUUUUUCAUUUCAUGGUAAUUCAGUUCUUCUGCUACAGGUGACAGAUUAUGCUUUGUUAGGUUCGCUUUAUUGAGUGAAGUUACAUCAUAUCAUGCAGUGACCUAAACACCCUAGUAAGAUCUGUGCCAAAGAACUUGUAAUCAUCACCCUCAUCUGGAUAACUUGCACAUUUAGUUGGUGUAAGCUGUUUGUUGAAUUUUGUGUUUAGUGUUUACAGUUCUAGCAAUCUUUCAGGACGGCACUAAAAUUGAGGUCUGAUAAUAUUAAUUUGUUGAUUGAAAUUACAUACAUGCAAGUUAGGUAAUUGAAGUUGUCAGAUGCAAAUAUUAAUGACAAAACCUGUUCUCUCAUUUACCAUGUCCCCUCUGUCUUGUAAUGUAUUUGCAUAGCUACAUUCCGAUAAUGCACAAUGCGUGUAUAUCAGAUUUUCAGAUUACUCCAGUGUCGUAUUAUACCUAACUAUACAUGUAUAUUAGAUAGAUUGCAUGUUUUGGAGGUGAAAAGGAAACAUUGUGCAGGUUUUUACUUUUGUGUUUCAUACAGAGACCCAACAUCUGGCAUGUGUAUUAUGGUUUAACACCAUAGAGUAGACUGCCUUUCUAAUUCUUAAGAGACCUUUCAAUAAAAUUCUGUCUGCCAUUUUGUACUUGUAACUGUGUUCUUCUGUCAUUUAUCCAAUAUGAUUACCCAAGUUGUUGCAUUUGAUAAUGAUUUUAUUGUUGAAACUGUUCUGUUUUUGUUUAAAAGCUGUCCUAGAUUUCAGAGUGUGUUAGUCACUCAAGCUUUGGUUUCCAAUGGGUUUCCAGGAAAAAGUUAAGUUUGUGACACUGACUGGUCUAGAAAAUGAGUAGUUAAGUUAUACACUUCCUGUAUUGAUAAAUAAGAACUGACCUAGAGUGAUUCAGGCAGAGACCUAUAUUUCCUUUACACAGUAGGCCUAUUCUUUACCAAAAUGAUGACUGCUUACUUAUAGGCCAGGUCUUCCUUACCUGCAGUCACGGGGAAAUCACGGAAACCAAGGUUGUUUCUUUAAUGUGUAUCUGUAGUGCUGCACCCUCCGAAAAGAAACACUGGUUGCACUGGUCUGUACAUUAGUGCCACCUCAACAGUCACUCGCACUACUCGGUUUCCCAGUUGGGCAUUAUAAAAUGGAUGUGUCUUAUAAGUAAGUUGAAAAGUUAUUGUUUCUCUUGACAAGUCAUGAACUUGGUGCAGUCCUUGACUUUGUGGAGGAGAAUUGUUGUAAAUAAUUGAAUGUUAUUACACUGUAUGUUCUGUAUAAAAAUACUUUUUCGGCUAUAGAUAGUAGAACAAUAAUUGAUGACAUUUAUUUGUAAUGCAGUAAUGUUUGUUUACAUCGGAUGAGACUGCAGCAGAGGUGAAUUCCUGAGAACAAGUUCGUUAGAAUUAUCAGAUAUUUGAAUAUAUCACAUACAUGUACAUGUAUAAGUUUAUCAAUCGCUCUCCUCUUUUUCCGGUGCACUUUUGCGAAGUUGGAUGGUGAUAAACUGAAGUUCUUUUAACUAUCAGACCGUGGUAAAAGUUUCCUUCACACCAGUGGACAUGUAUUCGCUGUGAUCUUGCCUUGCUGCUGUACGAUAGGAGGAAAUAUGGAAAACAUGACCAUCUGCAGUGACUGUGUUGACUGGACUUGUAACAGUGUGCAAAGGUGUUUAGAGUGCUGUUCUUCUCACUGUAGGAGUUAAUACAUGUACAUGUAAACUAUACACAGUGGACAUGCAUGUCAUAGGCAUACAUUGCUAUGCAGAGAGGAACAUAAAGUCUGUGUUCAAUUGAUUGAUGAGAGAAUGUAAUUUUUUGACGGAGGUAGUUGUAUUAGAAAGCUUACUGCAUUUUUUAGAGGUAAUUUUUGAUGUGCCCAUGUACAAGUUUUGUGAUUAGAAAAUCAGUUCCUUGACUUGCUUGUCUUAAGCUAGGGUUAUGUAUCUGAGAAAUGAGCUUAGAAAGUGUAAAGAUGCAGAUAACUUUGGUAACAAAUUGCAUGCCUUGUCAUCGUUCAACGAGAUAACAGGAGGAAGGAUAUUUUAUCAUCUUUGUCACUAUCAGUGAAAAAAACAACGAAUUAGUCAUUUCUCUUUGAUAUAAAUCUAUCUUGAGGUGCAGUAAGGUUUGUGCUGUGAAUUGAGCUUUGGCAGCAUCAUAUUGAAUAAAUACAAUGAGCACUAGGUGGCUCAUCUUAU
Messenger RNA from Lineus longissimus, 4185 nucleotides. RefSeq names its product serine/threonine-protein kinase stk11-like. Gene Ontology annotation, molecular function: protein serine/threonine kinase activity; protein kinase activator activity; ATP binding. Bases 89 to 1372 code for a protein of 427 amino acids. The record is from RefSeq and is a predicted model, not a curated record. Gene Ontology annotation, cellular component: cytoplasm. Lineage: Eukaryota; Metazoa; Nemertea; Pilidiophora; Heteronemertea; Lineidae. Gene Ontology annotation, biological process: establishment of cell polarity; glucose homeostasis; intracellular signal transduction. The transcript has 9 exons.